AUGAAACCACCAAAAACACCGAAAUUAUCUCCAACUCGUUCAACUGCAGUUGACAAUCACUUCAUUAGUCCCUACAACAAUCCAAAUCACUUCAAUCAUCUAGGCUCCUCUUCUAAACGCUACACACCCACCUCCUCACCUAACCAAGAUAUCCAACAACAACAGCAGCUAUAUACACACAUACAUCCACCUGCUACACCAAAAAUUUUCACCAUUGCUACUAAAUCUUUGUCGUACGCUAGGAGUUGUCAGGAGUUUACUGAGGAUGAUGUAUUCAGUAGUCCUUUACCCCUUGCACCAUCGAAUAAGGCGAAAAAGAGAAGCAAUCUGAAACAGAGCGAUGACGAUAGUGAGUAUACGGUCUCACAUUCACUUAGCGGAAACAGACCGGUAAAGGCAACUAAACAUCGACACCUUUCAUCACCCAUCUCAUCACCCCACUCAUCGCUCCCCUCUCACAGCAUCAUCAGCUCACCAACCUACAACAAGCUCAACGAAUUUUCCCUUAAAUCGGAGACUGAGCUGGUUGAAGGGCUUGUGGAAGGUGGUUUAGAAGAAAGUGAAAAAAAAGGUGAAAAAGGUGAAGAACUAGGUUUAGAACCAACAGAACCAUGGAAACAAAUCAACUACUCACUUUUCGCUGAAAUCCCUGUGGAUGAAUCAAUGUUUUGA
Wallemia ichthyophaga EXF-994 is the source of this 672-nucleotide messenger RNA. RefSeq lists its product as uncharacterized. The transcript has a single exon. The record is from RefSeq and is a predicted model, not a curated record. The coding region runs from base 1 to 672 and encodes 223 amino acids. Lineage: Eukaryota; Fungi; Basidiomycota; Wallemiomycetes; Wallemiales; Wallemiaceae.